Molecule: messenger RNA, 1531 nt
Organism: Varroa destructor (honeybee mite)
Lineage: Eukaryota; Metazoa; Arthropoda; Arachnida; Mesostigmata; Varroidae
Product: tRNA methyltransferase 10 homolog B-like
Biological process (GO): positive regulation of mitochondrial translation; mitochondrial tRNA 5'-end processing
Cellular component (GO): nucleoplasm; mitochondrion; nucleus
Molecular function (GO): tRNA binding
Source: RefSeq, a predicted model, not a curated record
AGGUGGAAAUCGAACAAACCCUCUACCGCGUGGUUUAUCUGUGCGCUGUUUUUUGCGUCAAGCUGAAAAGUGAUUUUGCUUCUUCAUAGUUGGUUGAUUGCAGACUAUGCUAUUAGAGAAUAGUCAACUGCGGAUAUAUCUCGCUCAGCCGCUGAUGUUUCCUAAUUAUAUUCUGUAGAGACGGAAAGAACUUCAAAAGUCCUGCAGGCUCGUCGUCGCCACCCGCGAGCGUUGACUUACGAUUUGAAGUUUUAUUUCGACUCAAUUUGUGAUUGGAAAAACCUAAGUAUCAGUUGUCAACAUGUUUGUCGCGGCGCGCUCUAUUCUCGCAAGUGUUUGUCGUGAAUCGCGUCGCUUUGCUUGCUCGAUUAAACCUACGCCUACUAAUGCGACGUCAGCGAUACAACAGCAUGAACAUUUAACAGAAACGAAGAAUGGUUCUAAAUUACCUCCCCAUGAUCUUCGCCAAAACCAAUUAAUCUACGAGACUGAGCCAGUAAAAUAUUGUAUAGACGAUUUUAAACACUUAAUCAAAGAUGAGACGGAUAAAAAACGAAUACAUCUGAUUCUUCUUGAACGGUUGGAACGAGAAGACUCAGGCCAGAUGCCUCGCGUUAUAAAAGAAAAAGAUAUGAUAAAUCUCAUGGGUCUGAGGUCACCUACUCAAAGGUCUUCAUACUUUCGCUAUCUGUUCAAAACAGAAAUGAGUGAAGCUAAUGCUAAGGCUAAAAAGGAAAGACGCCGACUUGAACGGAUGUCCUUACCGAAGAAGCCUACCAAGAUGGAUAAAGGUAUUUUUCCAAUUAUUCGGGACCAGCAAGAACUUCUUUUCUAUAACUGGCGACUAGCAAGCGCUGCUUUGUUUGGUCAGAAGCUUGUCCUUGAUUGUUCCUUUGAAAAUGUUAUGCGUUGGCAAGACCUGAGCAGCCUAUGUCAACAGCUGCAGCUUAUCUUCGCCGCGAACAAGCUAUCACGAGAUCCGUUCGACUUGAUUUUAUCCGACAUCCCGAAAGGAGGCCUGAUGGAUGAAGCAAUCGAUCGCAGAUUUCCCCAGAUGAAGACUAAAAAAUGUCUUAUCACCAAGAGCUACGAUAGCUACCUGGAUAUGUUUCCACCAGAAAAACUCGUCUACCUUUCACCAGAUUCGACCAAUAUCAUGGGAAAAUAUGAUCCGGACGCCAUAUAUGUGAUAGGUGGAAUUGUCGACGUGUCAAUGACUAGACCUCUCUCGCUCGCCAAGGCUAAAAAACAACGCAUACAACACGCUAAACUGCCAUUGGGUCAUUAUGUGCCUGAAUUUAGGCCUGGCUCAUCCCAAGCGUUUGCGCUUCAUGUGAUUGGUGACAUUCUGCUAACGUUGAAAGAAACGAAUGACUGGAAAGCGGCGUUUUCAAAAAUUCCGUCACGUUACAUAACUAAUAUUAGGAAAACGUUUGCUAAUCGUAAAAGUCGACUCCCAUUCUGUUCUAAUGGUACUGAUCGUUACAAUAAUAGAAACUUCAAAUAAGGCAUCUACUAAUCGCUUAGAAAC